UACCGUUCUUAACCACGUGGUCGGCGGAAAUGGCGAGCAGUUUGAUCGUUAAAUCGAUAAUUCCCUUUUUCUAACUUUGCUGAAAUUUAAGCGGCGCAGUUUAUAUAAAUUAAAAGAUAAUAAUAAUAAUGCGCGCUAUUGUGCAACGAGUAACCGGAGCUGCCGUUAAAGUAAAUGGAGAAAUUAUAAGCUCAAUCGGAAAAGGGAUAUGCGUGCUCGUUGGUAUAACACGCGUCGAUACGAGAGAUGACCUGGAAUACAUGGUGAGAAAAUUGUUAAAUUUAAGGAUAUUUGAAGACGAUAAUGGAAAGCGUUGGAGCCACAGUGUAAAGGACAAGCAGUAUGAAAUCCUUUGUGUCAGUCAGUUUACUUUAUACUGCACGUUAAAAGGUAACAAACCUGAUUUCCAUCUAUCGAUGGCACCGGACAGAUCCCAGCCAUUUUAUGAAGAAUUUGUGGAACGGCUAAAGAAUUCUUAUAAACCUGAACUUGUCAAAGAUGGAAAAUUUGGGGCUUUCAUGAAUGUCGAACUAAAGAAUGAAGGACCCGUGACAAUACAGAUUGAAUCUCCAUCUAAUCAACCCAAGAAAUUGGAGUAUGUAGAGACGGCAUCGAACACCGAAAUAGAAGAAAAAUGAAUCUGUAAAAAUUUAGUGUAUACGACAAUGUAUUUAUUUCAGAACUCGUGUAAUGAAA
Molecule: messenger RNA, 696 nt
Organism: Centruroides sculpturatus (bark scorpion)
Lineage: Eukaryota; Metazoa; Arthropoda; Arachnida; Scorpiones; Buthidae
Gene: Dtd
Product: D-aminoacyl-tRNA deacylase 1-like
Exons: 6
Coding region: 129-638 (169 amino acids)
Biological process (GO): tRNA metabolic process
Cellular component (GO): cytoplasm
Molecular function (GO): D-tyrosyl-tRNA(Tyr) deacylase activity
Source: RefSeq, a predicted model, not a curated record